Zeugodacus cucurbitae (melon fly) is the source of this 4931-nucleotide messenger RNA. It is a transcript of the gene tyn, whose product is annotated as Cuticlin-1. Lineage: Eukaryota; Metazoa; Arthropoda; Insecta; Diptera; Tephritidae. The record is from RefSeq and is a predicted model, not a curated record. The transcript is spliced from 10 exons. The coding region runs from base 832 to 2982 and encodes 716 amino acids.
ACAGGUUCAAAGUCAUUGCCCAUGAUGCAAUUGAUGUGGUAACAACGCUCGAAACGUUCGCUGGCCACAAGUCCAACGCACACAGUUUUUACUGAACUGCAAAAAAGCAAAACUUUUCAAAAAGUGCAAAAAAAAUCAAAAUUGCCAAAAAAGCAUCCCUGCUUAGUGUUUGCUGGAAGAAUAAAAAACUCAAUAAAAUUUGUGUUGUGAAAGUGCGCUUUUGUGACAAAUUGUAACGGUACGCCAAACGUUAACGUGCAACAAAAGAAAUAAUUUUCUGUUUGCUGUGUGUAGAGACUCCUUUGACGUGUUUCCGAAAUAUACAGUUAUAUAUAGCAGUAUCUAUUUCGCAGUGCAAUAAUAAACAAAAAAUAAAGUAAAAACGGGCCAACUCAAUAUUAGAAUAUAUUGAAAUAACUGCAAAUAAGUGUCGCAUCCUUGCUGUGCAAUAAGAAAAUCGAAAAGAAUAUUUUUCGUUAAAAAUACAUAACUACCAAGUGUGUAGAAAAAUUGUGAGAUUUUUCAAAAAUACACCAAGUGCUUAAAAAGUGAUUUGAAAAUUUUUUGAAGAAAAAUUUGACUUCUGAGAAGCUGAAAAACUUUCAAAAAUCACAAACAACUGGAUAUUUAUGCCAUUUGGAUACGCUAAGCGGAUUUGCAAUUGCUAAAAAACAGUGCUAUAAGCGCUGCUACACGCUGUCAAAGCAAUCAAUUGUUGUUGUUGCAGCAUCAAAUAAGGCUCAUUGGCCACAAGAAGGCACUUUCAAAGCAAAAUCUUUAACUAAAAGUCACAGCAACAGUGUGACAACUCUACUAAACAAUAAAACAAAGAUGCGAUUACUACACCGUCAAAGCACCGCCAUCAUGUCCGGUUGGACCGCGCCGUCCGCCAAUCUGCGUUUUGUGCUCGUACUCUGCCUGGCUGUGGCGCUACUGCCCAGCCCCGGUGCGGCGCGCAUGGCUUUCGAGAAGCUGACAGAUUUCGAUUUCGCCGGCACCACAUACUACAGCGUGAAGAAUCUGUCGCUGUACGAGUGUCAGGGUUGGUGUCGUGAGGAGGCCGAUUGCCAGGCGGCCGCAUUCAGUUUUGUCGUCAAUCCAUUGUCGCCAUCGCAGGAGACACACUGUCAACUGCAGAACGAUUCGUCCGCGCACAAUCCAUCGGCGGCGCCACAACGUUCCGCCAACAUGUAUUAUAUGGUGAAAUUGCAGUUGCGCAGCGAGAAUGUCUGCCAUCGGCCGUGGGCGUUCGAGCGUGUACCCAAUAAGAUAAUACGCGGUCUCGAUAAUGCGCUCAUCUACACCAGCACCAAGGAGGCCUGCUUGUCGGCUUGUUUGAAUGAGAAACGUUUCGUUUGUCGUUCGGUCGAAUAUGAUUACAAUAAUAUGAAAUGUGUUUUGAGUGAUUCGGAUAGACGUAGCUCGGGUCAAUUUGUACAGCUGGUCGAUGCGCAAGGCACGGAUUACUUUGAGAACUUGUGUUUGAAACCGGCGCAGGCGUGUAAGAAUAAUCGUUCGUUUGCCGUCGCACGCGUGGGUGUAUCCGAGGAAAAGGUGGCACAAUAUGUUGGUCUCCACUACUAUACCGAUAAGGAAUUGCAAGUGACAUCGGAGUCGGCUUGCCGCUUGGCUUGUGAAAUCGAAACAGAGUUCUUGUGUCGCUCAUUCUUGUACCUUGGUCAGCCACAGGGUUCACAAUACAACUGCCGUUUGUUCCAUUUGGAUCAUAAGACACUGCCCGAUGGUCCUUCAACCUAUUUGAACCAUGAACGUCCACUGAUCGAUCAUGGUGAACCCAUUGGUCAAUACUUUGAAAAUGCUUGCGAGAAGACCACCUCACCACCCGGCACUUUGGACAAAUUGGACACACUGCCAGUCAGUCUAGACACCACCGAAGAUCCCAACUUGACCAACAUCACCAGAAAUGACGUGAACUGCGAUAAGACCGGCACCUGUUAUGAUGUCUCCGUGCACUGCAAAGACACCCGCAUCGCUGUACAAGUCCGCACCAACAAACCAUUCAAUGGCCGUAUCUACGCUUUGGGCCGUUCGGAGACUUGCAAUAUCGAUGUUAUCAACUCGGACGCAUUCCGUUUGGAUCUGACCAUGGCUGGACAAGACUGUAAUACGCAAAGUGUGACCGGCGUCUAUUCGAAUACUGUCGUACUCCAGCAUCACAGCGUUGUUAUGACCAAGGCCGAUAAGAUCUACAAAGUUAAGUGCACUUACGACAUGAGCUCGAAGAACAUUACCUUCGGCAUGAUGCCCAUACGCGAUCCUGAAAUGAUCCAUAUCAACUCAUCGCCUGAGGCACCACCACCAAGGAUUCGCAUACUCGAUACACGCCAACGUGAAGUGGAGACUGUACGCAUUGGUGAUCGUCUCAACUUCCGCAUUGAAAUACCCGAAGACACUCCCUAUGGUAUCUUUGCACGUUCCUGCGUCGCGAUGGCUAAGGAUGCACGCACCAGCUUCAAAAUCAUCGAUGACGAUGGCUGUCCCACCGAUCCGACAAUCUUCCCCGGUUUCACCGCCGACGGCAAUGCUUUGCAGUCGACCUAUGAGGCCUUCCGUUUCACCGAGAGCUACGGUGUUAUCUUCCAGUGUAAUGUUAAAUACUGUUUGGGUCCUUGCGAACCGGCUGUGUGCGAAUGGAAUAUGGAAUCAUUCGAAUCCUUGGGUAGAAGACGUCGUCGUCGCGCUGUCGAAAGCAACGAGACCAAGGAAGCUGAUGAUGAUAUGAAUAUCUCGCAAGAGAUUCUAGUCUUGGACUUUGGCGAUGAGAAACGUGAAUUCUUCAAGGCAGAUCCCAGCACAGAUUUUGCCAAAGAUAAGACCGUCACCAUCAUUGAGCCCUGCCCCACGAAGACAUCCGUUUUGGCGCUGGCCGUCACAUGUGCGCUUAUGAUUCUGCUCUACAUUUCGACGUUGUUCUGUUAUUAUAUGAAAAAAUGGAUGCAACCUCAUAAGAUUGUAGCAUAAACAAAAUAUUAAGCAACACAAAAACCCACUCACACACACACACAUACAUAUAAAUUUACGAAAAAAUAAUAACUUAACAGAAGUAAAAUAAAAAAAAAUAAUUGGAGCACAGGGGUAUUGGACUAAAUCAGUAAAAAAAGAGUAAUUUUAUGCAAUGCAAAAAAAUGAUAUUACAACACAAAAAUUAUAAAAAUUAAGUUUUUCAAAAAAAGCUCGCAAAAAGCUCACUUUUGCACGAAAGUUUAAAGCUAGUAAUUUUAAGUUUAAAAUUAAACAAAGAAUAAUGCAUUUCAUAAUAUUAAGCUUAGCAAGAGUCUAAAACGAAAAGCUGGCGUGCCACUUUUCCCGGAAUUUGGUGGUAGCGGGAGCUUGAAAGUUUUCACAAGCUUUGCAUUUUCUCUAAAGGGGUAGUAUAGGCCUAAUGGCAUGCAAUGAAUUAUGCAAUAAUAAGUAAUAAACUAUAUGCGUAUCAUAGUUUUAGUUUAAACAUAUAGAAGUACUUAUACAUAUAUAUAAAAGCUCAGUGGAAUAGAGCUUUUAUUUAAAAUGUUAGUCUUAAUUAUAAUAUUUCAUUCCUACAUACGUAUUUAUAACUACACACUACACUCUCAUCCUAUAUGUUCCACAAAACUUAUGCUAUCGAAUGUGUAACUAGAAGAUCGAACGUGCUUUAGAAGUUUUGAAAAAUGGAUGGAGCUUUCGAACGACACAGUUGAUUGAUGCUAAUUUAUUGAAAACUUCAUAAAUGUAUAACUCACUUAAAAGUUUUGAAGAGCUUCUAAAGCUUUUAUGCUGCUGUGGAAGCUUUUUACGAAAAAAAUAUUAGUAAUUAUUUGAAAUAAUAUUUCGAGUAUAAUAGGCAUUUAUUUAUUCACAUUUUUGAAACAAAUAAACUUUUAAUUAUCUGCAAGGUGAAAGCUUUUGCUAGCUUUUAGUGAAUGCCCUUCCAACUGAUACCCAAAAAUAUUGAACAUUCAAUCAUUUUCAAUAAUAGCAAUUAUUUUUAAAAGUAAUAUCAGUGAAAGCUCCAAUGAAAGCUCAUCUGAGAGAGUGAAAGCUCCAGUGAAAGCUCAGCACAAAGAUUGAAAGCUCUUUCUUUACUUCUUUUAGCCAUUUUCGUCUAAAUUUUACACAUUAGCAACAUUUUAACCAACUAAAGCGUAUCUCUUUAUCUUUAAUAUUUUUUUUAGUAUUUAUCUAAAGCUUAACUAUUUAGCAACAAGGCGCACUUUCUAUGAGGUUCCGAAAACUAAAUAUUGUUUGAAACUAUUAUUGUCUCAAACGCAUAUUUCGGAACCUACUUAUAGAGAUUGGAGCUUUGACUAAAAAAAGAACAUAACAAAACAUAUUUAAUUUUAAAUAUUUAUGCAGACUUUUUACUUUUACUUUCGCGUUUAUUUAUUUAAUUGUAUUUAAUAUUUAACUAAUUUAUAUUUAAUGUCUAAAAUAAAUAAAAAAAAACCUACUCAUUAAAUAAAAAAACUGUGCUUAUUUAUAUUGCAUUUAUCAAGCGAAAAAAGUCGAAACGAAAAAACUUUUUUUUUAAGAAUUUUAGCAAAUUUUAAAACAUAACCUAUAAAAGCUUAAAUUACAAAAUAUUCAGCAAGUGUCAAUACCACUUAAUAAUUAAUGCUUAUACAUUUCAUGCAACUUAUUUAUAAGUUUGUAAAUAAGUUUAAUAAAAUAAAACAACAACAAUACUUAAAACUCAAAUUGAUUAAAUAUUUUUUGUUUGAAAGCGAUAAAAUUUUUAAAUUUAAAUUAAAAUAAAAUUCUACACCGCAAAUAACAUGCGUAAGUGUGAGGUUGCCUUCUAGACAUAUGCAUAUAAAGAAAAUAGUAGUUAUUAUUUAACUUUUAUAAAGCGAAAAUGAAACUGUAAUAGGUGAAGCUAAUUCUUAAAAAUAAAUUUGAAAAAUAAAUAAAGUGAAUCUUUAUAAAAAAACAUA